Molecule: messenger RNA, 318 nt
Organism: Exophiala aquamarina CBS 119918
Lineage: Eukaryota; Fungi; Ascomycota; Eurotiomycetes; Chaetothyriales; Herpotrichiellaceae
Exons: 1
Coding region: 1-318 (105 amino acids)
Cellular component (GO): mitochondrion
Source: RefSeq, a predicted model, not a curated record
AUGAGACCCGGUUUCCGUCUCCUCGCCGAGUCCAGCGCCUCGAAGACAAUUUCCAGCCGCCUGCGGAAUAAGCCGUCGCCUCCUAGCCUCGAGCACUUCGUCCAGAGACAGCGGGUCAUCUCACUAUGGCGGUCGAUUCUUCGCAGUGUAUACAAGAUCCCCAAGGACCGACGGGGUGAGACGGUGGCAUAUGCAAGAAACGAGUUUGAGAGAAACAAAUCCGUAAAGGACAUCGCCCAGAUUCGGUACUUGCUCUCGACGGGAAAGACCGAGUUUGAUGCCAUGCGCCGGUACAUUGACGAGCUUGCUGCGAGAUGA